CGGCAUUGCAGUUAGACUGUGACGUGCGCAAAAGAGAAACAGAUUUUGCAAAACAUCCCAGCUCUUCCGUGAACGGAGGGUGCAGACCAAAGCGAACACCGAAUUAAGUGCAUAAACCGAACUAUGAGGUUGCAUUUAACGUCCUAUCUGACAUGGGUAGUUUACGUGUGUGCAGACCAUGAUGGGUUAAGUCACUUACCAUGCACUGCCCAGGUGGAGCCGGGAGUACCUUACAGAAAAGUGAGCUGGUACAAGGUCGAAGAAGAAGGGCUCGUCGGCUUGGUUUUGAAGAACCUGGAAACUGGGAGGUCGUACCUCUACGGCUCGGCCAACCACAGCUACGCGAUUGGGGAAGACCUCGCGCUCCUCCUGCCCGUCUCGGCAGCGGGGGACUGUGGGAGCUAUCGCUGCACGUUGUGGCCCCCCCUGGGCCAUCAGAUUCAAGAUGGCCUCUCCACGUUCCAUACCGUGGGCUGCCCCAAGCCAAGGAUAACCCCACAGAAGCCAGACAGAAUAAGCCAUUCCUCUGGGUGGGAUCAGAGGGUCUUGACCAUGAUGGUGGGCGUCACAGGAGCAGUAUGCUUGUGCGUUUUUGUGAUGAUGGCUGUAGUGGCUGCCAGCCUCUGGAGACGCACACAGGGACGUGCGUACAACAAACUGCAGGUGGAAACGCUGGGCUGAGAGUUUGGUUGACCAAAACGCAAGAACUCCUCGAUGUUCAAGAUGAGACUCUGGAGGUAAAUCAGGAUAAACACCUUCAUUCAAAAUGUUUAGUACACUUUUGGUUUCCUAAAUGGGGUUGUAAAAAUAUUCCUCAAGAUUGUGAGCUUCCCAAAGGUCCGUGUUGUAGUUUGCGCUCUUUGUCCCUCUUCAGUGAGUUUUCUUUCAUGCAUCAGUACAGUAUUUUUGGGUGUUGUAUAUUUAUAUACUGGCAAAUUAAAGUCUGUUUUUUGAAAGGUCAGAUUGUAAGUAUAGCUUAAGGACACAAUGCAUACUGUCCUUACAAUAUGCAUUGUUCCCUUAAAUUUUACUUGCAAUUAAAGCUCUCAAAAAAAUAGCUUUUAAUUUGUCAUGCAUUAUUGUAAAAAAGUGGUUACUGCUGAAUUGGUUUGAUUCAAUCAUAAAUAAUAAAUAUUUUGACUUUUGUACUGAAUUUUCUGAAUUUGUAUGACAAAAGGAUGUGAAUGCCAUUUCAGUUUAAAUGAUUUUUGUUUCAUACCAACAUAAUUUCACAG
This is a messenger RNA of Lepisosteus oculatus (spotted gar), 1235 nucleotides long. NCBI's taxonomy places the organism in Eukaryota, Metazoa, Chordata, Actinopteri, Semionotiformes, Lepisosteidae. The record is from RefSeq and is a predicted model, not a curated record.